This is a messenger RNA of Panicum virgatum (switchgrass), 2518 nucleotides long. RefSeq lists its product as uncharacterized. NCBI's taxonomy places the organism in Eukaryota, Viridiplantae, Streptophyta, Magnoliopsida, Poales, Poaceae. The record is from RefSeq and is a predicted model, not a curated record. The coding region runs from base 491 to 1855 and encodes 454 amino acids. The transcript is spliced from 6 exons.
CAGAUACGGAAACACCAUGUUGGCCUGAGCGCCGCAAGGGCUUGCGAGCUCGCCGACGCGGAGCUCCUCCUGCACCCCACCACCGCACCUUCGCUGUCGAUCGCUGCCGGCGCAUAUCUUCCUCCUCUACCUCGGGUCGAUCUGAGCAGGAGCAGAGCAGAUCGCUGCCCCGUCCGACCAACUCCGACCGCCGCUCGUCUAUUCCUCCCGCGAGCACCUCUCCGAGCCCAGCCGAGGCAACCCUUGCCCCCGCCAUUAGGAGCUCUGCCGCCGGCCACCUCAGAAUCAUUGAUUUCGCCUUGGUCGCCGAGGCCCUACGCUACAUCAUCAAGCUUCUACGCCGUCGGUGCCGAGAUCCACAAGCGCUCCCCCACCAGGCCCAUUCUCUGCUGCCGACUGAGCGCUGAUUCCAUCGCCGAGGCCCCCUCAAUCGCUCCUCGCUAAGCCCCUACAUCCCCUCGAGUGAGACCUACACAUCGUUGCAGCCAUCAUGGACAAGAGUUGGAUGAAAGCACCUAGGUGGUCAGUAGAGUAUGAUGAAGGCCUUCGGAACUUUAUAGAACUUGCUCUUUCCACAUUAGCGCAACAGAAUAAGAUACUUUGUCCCUGCGGGAUUUGCGGAAAUAAUUACUGGUUAGAGGCGAGAGAUAUUCGAGAUCAUUUAAUAUCUGUGGGUUUCAUGGAUGGAUAUACAUCAUGGAUUCUUCAUGGAGAAGGCACGUGGUCAUCUGUGCCAAAUGUUUCCUCGAGCUCACAAUCUGAAGAAGGGCAUGCUGAGGGUGAUGUGAUGGACCAGAUGCUAAUGGAGGGGUUUGGCAUGUAUGAUGCUGGUGCUUUAGGGGUAGAUGAGGAAUGUGAGGAUGAACUAGAUGUUGAUGCAGAAGCAUACUACAAGUUAGUCAGUGAUGGGAGUCAACAAUUGUAUCCAUGCUGCAAGAGAUUCUCGAAGCUGCAAUUUCUUGUCAGGCUCCUGCACCUGAAGAAUCUAUGGGGGAUCAGUAAUGGAUGCUUUGAUGACCUUCUAUCUUUAAUUAAGGAGGCACUUCCAGAGGGUGAGUUGUUGCCAAAGAAUUUCCAUGAGGCCAAAAAAUUCGUGAAGGCUAUUGGAAUUGGUUAUAAGUGCAUUGAUGCUUGCAUUAAUGACUGCAUAUUGUUCAGGAAAGAAUAUGCCAAUGCCAAGUUCUGUCCAGUGUGUAAAUCAAGCAGGUGGAAGAGUGUGAAAGGUGGAGUCGAUGGAAGACGUGUCCAUAGAGUACCUGCAAAGGCUGUUCACCAUUUUCCGUUGAAGAAGAGGCUCCAAAGAUUGUUCAUGUCUUCGAAGACAGCAUGUGACAUGAGGUGGCAUAGCGAAGGCCGCACAAAAGAUGGCUUGCUACAGCAUCCAGCAGAUUCUUCGGUGUGGAAGAAUUUUGAUGCUACGCACUUAGAGUUUAGUUCAGAGGUUCGCAAUGUGAGGCUUGGUUUGGCAACAGAUGGUUUCAACCCUUUUGGGAACAUGAAUGUGUCUUAUAGCAUAUGGCCUAUCAUUUUGAUUCCAUACAAUGUUCCUCCUUGGGUCUGCAUGAAGCAAUCAAAUUUUAUUCUCUCUGUUUUUAUCCCGGGUAAAAAGGGACCAGGAAAGGACAUAGAUGUCUAUAUGCAGUUAACUAUAGAUGACCUUCUUGAGUUAUGGAAUGAUGGCGUGAUGACCUAUGAUGUUUCUUCUUCUAAGAAGUUCUGCUUACGUGCUGCACUACUAUGGACAAACCUUGAGUUAAUAUUGACUGGAAAUAUGACUGCGUGUAGGGAUUUUUUUGAGAUUGAUGAGUCUUACAAACCUUGGGUUUUGAAGUCUGCAAGCAAGGAAAGACUUUAAGGUUGUUUUGAAGAGAAAGUACUUCAAUCCUAAUUUAUCCAGGAGGCAAAAUAUCAGUAAUGGUUGUGCCAAAAGGAUUCCAGCACCCCAAUGGGUGUGGUUGGUGAAUCACUGGAAAUCAGAUGAGGGACAGCUUAAAUCUGAGAAGAAUAAAGCUACUAGGGCACUACAGCUCAAUUCAAGACACACCACUGGAUCAAGAAGUAAUGCGGUUGUUUUAGAUCAACUGGAGCUGAAGGAAGGUAGACAAAUUGGGCGUGCUGAGCUCUAUGUUGCAACACAUACCAGAAAAGAUGGAAAGCCAAUUGAUGAUUACAGCAGUGACAAAAUUGAUGAAAUUAGAAGAAGAUUUGAUGAGGAUCCUUCUCUGAUUGCUGUGGAAACCCAUGAUAAUGAUUUUUUCUCGACAUUGUUCCCAAAGGAGAGGAGUGGAAGAAGGUGUGGUCUUGGGCUGUUAGCAGGUGGUGCGACCUCUGGACGCAUAUUUGAAGCUUUAGUUGAGAUGCAGGAAGUGAGAGAAGAAAACAAAAAACUUUGGAGUGCGGUACAGAUGCUAAUGUCAAACCAAGCUAAGUUGCAACAACAAUAUGAUGAACUGAAAAGUGAAGUUUCAGCUCCAGAAAGGUGCCCUUCUAUUGAAAGUAGUCCAAUAGUUAAUCUAGU